ACUCGAUCAAGUCAUUGGUAGUUGGGGGCGUCUCCACCAUUAAUGUCAUACUAAUUAGAGUGCCUAAAUAGGAAAUUAUGCGUAUCUCCCGAUGGGGAAGUCAAUUUGCAGAGGCUGCGAUAGAGGUGCGCCUGCACUGGGCACGACCCGUUUUUGCGGCUGCACAAUCAGAGGAACUUUUAGCAGUGCCUGAAUUACCCUAAGCAGAAAUUGGGGUCUCUAGGUUUACGAAUUUCAUGUUGGGCAAUUAUUGGUUCUGGAGUACUUUGGGAAUAUGCCUAAUCUGAACCCCCCUUCGCCCCAAUCGGGUCUAAUUGGUCCCCCCAAAUCGUCCCUCACUGCUGUCCCAACAGCCCCACGGGCUCACAGGCGCCUAAAUAAUCCUUCAAUAUACGGGCUGGCGUGCCCCAGAGCCCAAUGGGGGAAUGUAAUGGCGUGUGUAACUUCGCUGCUGCUGGGACGUCUGCACGAAGCACAGGCACCUGCGCAAAUUAGACGAUGGAUGUUCCUGUCUGACUCACUGGAGCAUGGACCUGUCACAUGUUGCAGAGAGCCUCGAACGUCGGGCUAUGACGAUAGACGCUAGCCAUGCGAGGGCCUUCCAGAAGUUUCAUAUGCAGUUCAAAAGCUGAGCCCGAUUCAUUGGGUCCAAAUUCUAUGCUUUAGUGUGUAAGAAACGGUUUUCAUUUAAUUGAUAUAUGGUGCAGGUUUUCUACUACGAGGCUUUGGUGUGUACAAAACGGCUAUACUGUUCACUAAUUAUUUGAUAUGCAUGCUGU
Molecule: messenger RNA, 779 nt
Organism: Suhomyces tanzawaensis NRRL Y-17324
Lineage: Eukaryota; Fungi; Ascomycota; Pichiomycetes; Serinales; Debaryomycetaceae
Exons: 1
Coding region: 275-586 (103 amino acids)
Source: RefSeq, a predicted model, not a curated record